Messenger RNA from Alternaria burnsii, 2025 nucleotides. Its product is annotated as gtp binding protein. NCBI's taxonomy places the organism in Eukaryota, Fungi, Ascomycota, Dothideomycetes, Pleosporales, Pleosporaceae. The annotation marks the transcript as partial. The record is from RefSeq and is a predicted model, not a curated record. The transcript is spliced from 3 exons.
AUGGCUGGAAACAAGAAGAAGAACAAAAAUAAAGCUAACGCGAAUGCGAAUGAGAACAUCAACUCUGGUAACAGGGAGAAAAUGUCUCGAAGCAGUAUGAUUGAAAAGCGAGAGGACAACAAGGAUGGAACCGUCGACCCACUCGAUUCUUCUCCAGUAUGGAGUGGGAAGGAGAACGGAGACAAAGCGCCUUGUGAAGCGGAUGUCGUUGUUGACUCGUCCGAAGAACCCGCGGAAUCUAGCCGAACCACAGAGCAAAUGAACGAUGUAGUUGCAGCCGAGCAAGGCAAGGAUGGUUUCUUGCAUGGCGAGCUUUCGCAACUAGGGCGUGUUGUCAAUGAGUCUGAGCGACUACCGACGAUCACGCAAUCCAGACUGGACUCCAGCAAUGUCUCUUGUAAUACCCGUGCUGAGGAGCGAGUUUCCAAAAAUGGAUGGGCCUCUGGAAGAGAAGGGGUUCAAGAUGUCACAGUUUCCCAAGAAGAGCUAAGCAACGGGUUCCAGCCAACUCCUGAGGUCCAGGUAUCCCAGGAAAGUGUGGAGAUGACGGCAAAUGAGGUCCUCAAGAAAGACGAAGUGGUGCCGACGACUGAAAACAUCGCUCAAAAUCCAGGUCUCGAGGAUACAGUAGUAUCCGAGGAUGAUGACGGCAACGUGUCAUCGUCUCAACCUCAAUCGCACCUGCAGCCGCCAUCGGUACCUGCUAAGCAGCUCCUUGAUGACCACAAGACUCCCUCCAGAGAGCAGAGCUGCAGACCACAAGCAUCAGCCAAGUUGCCGACGCAGAUACCGAAACUUGAUGAUCGACCAGCAUUAUCUGAGCAAGAAAUUCGGAAACAGCCCACUAUACAAGCAGUUCCGACUGAGUCGCACCUACCCAGUAAACCCAAGGUUAUCAGCAGAGACGAAAAGGCUCAGAUGCUCAGCCCCAAGCUCGAAGAGGGGAUAGAGGCGCUCCGUAAGCGUUUUGUUAGACAGAUUGAAGAUCAAAAACAGCGCUUCAAGCAGCGGGAACAAAAGCUUAUUGCUGAGCGCGAGUUCCUAAACGACAACCUUGAGGCUACUCACGCGGAGAUCACACGUCUUGAGAGCCUCCAGGCUCUCCCUCAAACACUCAAGCCUACCACUCGCGACCAAGGCACUCAGACAGCGACAUCGACUGACUCACUAACCCAAGAGCCGAAGCUACAAGGCAGACCAUCACUACUGCUUCACGGAAUUCUGGAAAAGCCCAGCAAUACGACACCAUCUUCAGUCGAGCCGCGAACCCAAGAGCAGAAGAGUUCAGAUGCCACGAGAAAAUCACGGUUCCAUGAUACUCUCAAGUCAGAAAACAGGGAUCCUAGUAAGAACAUGGCGCAACCAGCGCAGGAGCAAAAGGAGGCAGAAUUCGAGCGAAAGAUCCACAGUUUGGCUCGGCAGGUUGCCGCGGAGGCUCCAGAACAAGUAACCCAUUCUCCAAGGACUAACAUACCUGCAUUAUCCAAUCGAGUUCAACCGAGUACAGUACCUCCUACUACAAUACAGCCUUCGCAUAUACUACGGCCUCGGGUACUACCAACCACUGCUGGUCGUUAUCUCAAAUUAAUUGUCAACAAUAACGCUCAAACAUUUUUAUCUUACCACGAACACAUUCUCGCGACGAACACCGCUUACUUUACUUUGAACGCGAAAGAAGAUACUAGCACAUCUCUUGGACGCAAUCUCGGAUGGUACGUCAAUUUUAGUGGCGUACAGUUCUCCCUCGAGGUCAUCAAAGAGUACACAUAUUGGCUCAAAGACGGCAUAAUUCGUACCGUCUAUUCUCUUGUCCGAGGUACUCACCCCAACGUCAAUAUUGCCUUCCGAUUCCUAGUCUUCGCCUAUGUCUUUGGCGAGCAUAUUGACGACAAGCGUUGGAUGAACGACGUCAUGGAUGCUUUCGUUGGUGCUCACAGUCGUGUUUGGCGCAUCGAGACGAGCUUGAUUGUCCACACGUACAAAUUCACGAAGCACACAUCACCUAUGCGUAGAUUGUUGGCAGAU